GAGGAGAGAGAUAAAUCUCUACGCCAUCCACAGAGAAAGAAAGAGAGAGAUCCUAUCAAUUUUGCCUGCAAAUGACCCUUUCCUUUCACCUCUCUGUUGCAGUUUCUAGGGAGAGAAAGACUUCCUUUCACCUCCGUGGUGCAGGUGCAGUUGGUAGAGAGAGAGAACCUGUCUAAAUCCCAUACAAUACUUGAACACUCCUCUCUUCCCUUCACUGCCCUGGUGCAGUUGAGAGAGAUGGGUAGAGGGAAGAUAGAGAUAAAGAGGAUAGAGAACCCAACAAACAGGCAGGUCACCUACUCGAAGAGAAGAGGGGGAAUCAUCAAGAAGGCGAAGGAGCUCACAGUCCUCUGCGAUGCUGAGGUCUCCCUUAUAAUGUUCUCCAGCACUGGCAAGUUCUCCGAGUAUUGCAGCCCUUCUACAAGCACGAAGAAGAUUUACGAUCGAUACCAGCAAGUCUCAGAAACCAACUUAUGGGACACCCACUAUGAGAAGAUGCAAAGGGACUUGGGCAAUCUCAAGGAGGAGAGUAACCGGCUUCGGAAACUUAUAAGGCAAAAGAUGGGGGAAGAUAUUAAUGAAUUGAAAUAUAAAGAGCUGCGUGAUCUUGAGCAAAAUCUUGAGGAAUGGGUGAAACGCAUCAGAGAUAAGAAGAACCAUUUGGUGACAAACCAAACUGAAACAUGUAAAAAAAGGACUUUAUUUCAGAUAAAGAAUUUGGAGGAGCAAAACAAAAUGAUGAGGCAUAUGAUGGAAGAAGAUGAAGCAGAACGAGGCUUAGAGGAUGAUGGAGAUUAUGAAUCGCAACUCGCUCUCGGGGUGAGAAACACUCACUUAUUCGCGUAUCGAAUGAGGCCCGCUGAAGGGAACAUACAUGACAGAGGAUAUGGUCUCAAUGACUUGCGACUGGGUUAAAGCCAUUCAUAUAUUUAAGACCAGUAUGGUUUUAUAAAUUACUAUUUUAGCAUCUCCAUUCCUAUAUGUGUAAGACAUCAACAACUUUAAAUAAUUUAGGCUGGAGUGUUCUUAUUAGACUCAACAAGGAAGAGCCCUUUAUGUAGUUUUGCUUGCACUAGAUAUUUGAAUGAGAUUAAUCAUAAAUUUCUUAGUUGAUUGCUGAAA
Molecule: messenger RNA, 1122 nt
Organism: Amborella trichopoda
Lineage: Eukaryota; Viridiplantae; Streptophyta; Magnoliopsida; Amborellales; Amborellaceae
Gene: AP3
Product: K-box region and MADS-box transcription factor family protein
Biological process (GO): positive regulation of transcription by RNA polymerase II
Cellular component (GO): nucleus
Molecular function (GO): protein dimerization activity; RNA polymerase II transcription regulatory region sequence-specific DNA binding; DNA-binding transcription factor activity
Source: RefSeq, a predicted model, not a curated record